AUGUCGACUUUUUUUCAGUUCCCCUCCGGAGAAGUGUUCAGUGCAUAUGCGAAACCGUUGGUUGAUAGUUCAACAGAGAAACCAAAAUGGCGAACAAUUAAUGUUAAAGAACUGGAAACAUUUGUAUGGGAGAAACUUGGAUGGGAUCCGAAAUAUUUGGAGCAGCAAACACACAAAUCACUACUGAAAUGGAAUGAUUAUUUGAAUCCAGCAGCUGGCGGUUGCGGUCAGUCCUAUCAGAUGCACAUCACAUCUUUUGCUCAUAGCCUGCAUAAAUCGGAAGCCGAUCAACGUUUAACGCCAACUGCUCGCAGUCAGGGUCCGGCGUUGCCUGAUAGUUGCACUUCAAGUGAAUCUACUACAAAUGAUAAAAUUGCAAAUACGGCGAAGGUGAAUCUCUUGCUUUUGCUGGUUGCAGUUGCUGUGAAAAAUCCGAGGAAAAGAAAAUCUAGUGUGAGAGUAAGGGCAGAGAAGAAGAAGGAUUCAAAAAAUGCUUCGAAGAAAAAUACAAAAAAUUCAAAAAAGGCAAAAAAUACUCGUUGUGCAGCCGCAGCCGCUGGUGAAGAGCUGAAACUAUCGGAAGAAAGCUGUGCGAGUGAUGCUGACUAA
This is a messenger RNA of Gongylonema pulchrum, 609 nucleotides long. Lineage: Eukaryota; Metazoa; Nematoda; Chromadorea; Rhabditida; Gongylonematidae. The record is from the annotation of a GenBank genome assembly.